Molecule: messenger RNA, 2949 nt
Organism: Phytophthora nicotianae INRA-310
Lineage: Eukaryota; Oomycota; Peronosporomycetes; Peronosporales; Peronosporaceae
Exons: 1
Coding region: 87-2747 (886 amino acids)
Cellular component (GO): cytoskeleton
Source: RefSeq, a predicted model, not a curated record
ACGUAACCGCUGACCAUCACUCCGCAACUUCAACAACGGCACUUUUCCUCCAUUAUUAUCAUUGCUAAAGCCGACGCGAAGCAGUCAUGGCAGACGCCUUUAACCUGGAGCGCGGGAUCACUCCGCAGUCAGCGGGCACGGACAACGGGUGGUUCACGGAGGGGGAUACUAAUGCGGCCGAUUCUGGUCCGGCUGUCGUAGCCGAGAUGGAGGCCGUGCUGGCUCAAACGCCGGAUGCCAUCUCACUAUACAAGUCGGAGCUGGAGAAGUUGUUGCUGGCCUUUGUCAAGUCUCAGGAGAGCGAGCAGCGACUGGUACACCGCACCAAGGAGAUUAUAGCGGAGAUCCGCUCUAGCCACGAGGCCAUGGUGCGUGACCAGGAGGAGGAGAGCGAGGCAUUGGCACAAAAGAAGAAGGCCAAGAUGGAGCUGGAUGCUGUAGUGCAGCAGAUCGCUUCGACGAGACAGACGGAGCUAGAAAAACAACAGAAGGUCAAUGGCCUUCGAAGCAAACUGGAGGCAUUGCAGGAAGAAGUCUCCAAGAUGGCCAUGCCGUCAAAUGGCGGUGACAUCAUGCUGAAUGAAGAGCAGGAGCUUCAGAUUUCCACCCUCAAGAACAAGCGUGCCGAAUGUGCGCGUGACGUUGAGGCAAAGACGAUAUCAUUGCAGGAUCUACGACAGGAGACUAGCAACUUGUUCUCGCUGGUACAAGAAGAGGAGGCCAAGAACGCCAGACUCGAAGAGAUUCAAGCUAACGUGAUGCUUCAGAUUCAGGAGAAGCAGAGUCUUACAGAGAGGGAAGUACGGCGCAAAACGAGGCUGGAAAAGGAGCUUAAGGUACUCAAACAAGCCCACGAACGACAACAGCUUGAAAUUUCUGAACUGGAAACACUCAAAAAGGAGAACGAAGAGAAUCUACGCAAGAAGGAGCUGGCGAUGCGCGAGUCCAAACAGAAGAUGGAGAAGUACUUGAAACAGUACGACGGACUAUUCCGAACGACCCAUUCCUUGACAGAGGCGAUGCAAUUGCAGUGGCAGAAGAACGUUGAGUUACACAAGGAGAACGUACUGGUUGAACACGAGUUGGACGUUAAGGAGCAGCAAAUCCAGACGAUCACACGCGACGCGGUGAAAACUGACAAGCUCAUGGAGAUUGCCAGAGAGCAGCUACAAGAUGUCGAAGGCAAGCGCUCCGACUGUGAAACAGAAAAGGAAAAACUCAAGCUGGAACUUGAGAACCUGAUCAACAUCACGCUUGAAGCAGAGAAGAAGCAGAGUGAGCUGCUCACGAAGAAGUUAGAGGAAAUGUUACGAGAGCGCGAGGUGCUCAACAAAAUGCUAGUGAAGGCGAAUGACCGUACUCAAGCUACGUUCGACUUGAUGAAGAUCAAGGAGAACACGAUGAAGAACUUGCAGAACGAAAUUAACGGUCUUAAAGCCCAUGUAAAGAAGCAGCGUGCCCAGAUCCAGCAGCUUGUUGGCGAACGCGAAAAAUACGAAAGGGAAGCUGCCAACGCGACGCAAAAGUUCAUGACGUCGUUGGAAGAGGCAAAACUGCAGGAUUUGCAGGUUGUAUCCCUCCAGCAGAAAAUUGUCGAGAGUGAGAGCCGACUGAAACAACAGCAGAAUUUGUACGAAGCGGUCCGUACCGACCGAAAUCUUUACAGUAAGCAGCUCAUUGAGAGUCAAGAGGAGAUCGGAGAUAUGAAGCGCAAGUUUAAGAUUAUGAACCACCAGAUCGAGCAGCUGAAAGAAGAAAUCACAUCCAAAGAUCACGCUCUGGUAAAGGAGCAUUUCGACCACCAUAAAGUGGACAAGGAGAAGGAGAUCCUCAAAAACGAACUACUGCGUAUCAAAAAACAGAUCCAGUCAUCGGAACAGAUCAUCCUAAAUCAAGAACAGGAAGUCACUAAACUAGCGAAGAUCAUUCAAGAAGCAGACGAAGAAAAGCAGAGGCAGAUCAAAGAAUACGGAUGUGUCGUUCAUGAUCGUGAUACUCUGCGUCAGCAGCUUAUCCAGCGUAACGAGGAAUUGAGUGUUCUUUACGAGAAGAUUAAAAUCCAGAAGUCUACAUUAUCAAAGGGAUACUUCCAGUACCAAGAGAAACUGAAAGAAGUCACCAACCUGCAGUCACGAAUUCAUGCUCUCACGCUUGAGAGAGACUCGAGCAACAACCAACUGUCACAUGAAGGUUCACUCAAGCAAGAACUUAUCCGACUAGAAAAGGAAUUACUACAAGAGAAGACUAAAAUCCGAGCUCUUUCAGAAGAGCUCGACCAUCCGUUAAACGUCCAUCGUUGGCGAAAACUUGAGGGUAGCGAUCCGAAGCGUUUCGAGAUGAUUCGGAAGCUUCAGGCGAUGCAGAAGAAGUUGAUUCGUAGGUACGAGGAGACCACUAUCAAGGACCUGCUCAUCUUGGAAAAGGAGAAGCUGUACGUUGAAUUGAAGACUAUUCUAGCACGACAACCCGGUGCAGAGGUUGCAGAGCAGUUGGUGGUUUAUAAGGAAACACUCAAGGGGAAGCAGAACCAGAUGAAGCAGAUGGAGGAGGAACUUCAAAUGUACAAGAUGCAGGUGAACGAGUAUCGUCACGACCUUGGCCUACUGGAGAAGGAGAAACGACAGAUUCAGCAGGAAUGGAUCAAUAGACAGCUGAAAGCGUACAGCAACCAGUUUGGCAACGAGCGAGGAGACGGAAACACUAUGGUGUACGGAGACCCUGCAUCAUACGGCAACCCGGAAGACUGAAGACUAUGCAGCUCAAGUAAUAAUACAUAUCGCUAUCUUGUAUUUCUUGACUUAGUGAACUAUUGAGGGCCACGGGUGCACUGCGCUCGGUAUGUCGGUGCUUCCCAACCAUGAAGGACUGUCAGGUUCACCUGCAAUGCACACAGUGUUAGCACUGUUACUACCAGCAGCAAGCAUCGAUAGUGGUCAAGUUCACCUCGAA